Messenger RNA from Planococcus citri (citrus mealybug), 2256 nucleotides. Its product is annotated as TWiK family of potassium channels protein 7-like. Gene Ontology annotation, molecular function: outward rectifier potassium channel activity; potassium ion leak channel activity. Bases 425 to 1603 code for a protein of 392 amino acids. NCBI's taxonomy places the organism in Eukaryota, Metazoa, Arthropoda, Insecta, Hemiptera, Pseudococcidae. The transcript is spliced from 4 exons. The record is from RefSeq and is a predicted model, not a curated record. Gene Ontology annotation, biological process: potassium ion transmembrane transport; stabilization of membrane potential. Gene Ontology annotation, cellular component: plasma membrane.
UUAUAUCAGUAGUGUUGGGUGAAAAUCACUUGAUAUCGUCAGGAUUCAUCGGUUGAAUGUUGAAGUAUAAAGUUGCACGAUGCGAGAUCUCUUCGCAAGCUCGUGAAAUACUCGUACGUAUACGACUACGACGCGAUAUCGUGCGUAAUUAAUUUUUUAAGUGUUUUGCCGGUUUAAUUAAUUUAUCCGAUUGACGGCUCUUGAUUAUUUUGCUAUUUUUUUAAAUCGAAUUUUUCGGUCGUUUGGUGGAAUUUAUUUCUGUAUAUCGUGACCGGUGCUGCGUUGAACACUUUUUCCUUACCAGUUGUUUAUCUCAGCCAUGUGAUUGAUGUUAUGGAAUUUUUUUUACCCGGUCCGCCAAGGAGCAACAAAAAAAGUAAUACACGAUGGACGAUUGACUCGAAAUUAGAGUAAAAAUUAUGGAAUGGAUGAAUCUAAAAAAAUUCAAGAUAGAAUAAAAGAUAUUAACGCGGUUGAAAACGAUAACAAUGAAAGGGUGAUAUUCAUAUGUCCUGGAUGUGAUAUGACAAAAAACAAUGCCGAGAAAAAGACGAGCUGUUGUAAUUGCCGAGUUUUUUGCAGAAAAUUGACGAAGAAGGUGAAGAUUUUCAUUUUAUCAGCUCCCGGAUUAACGAUCCUAUUAUUAUCGUAUUUGAUGAUCGGCGCGGUUGCGUUCAACGUGCUCGAAGGCGGAAGAAAAUGGAGUCAGAGUUAUAAUUUUACGAAAAGCACAACCGGAUCGCACAAAGAUGAUAAAAUAAAAGAAUCAGUCGAAAGGUUAUGGAAAAUAACGGAAAAUCUCAACGUACUGUACAAAGACAACUGGACCAAAUUAGCCGGAGAAGAGAUAACCCAUUUGCAAGAUUAUUUUUUCGAAGAAUUAACCAUUAAAAAUGAUAAUUCCGCGAUGAGCGAAUGUCACACCAAGAAUUACCAGUCAUAUAGGAAGAGAAAUCCGCCAUUUUGGAAUCUCGGCGAAUGUUUUCUUUAUUCGUUGAGUCUUCUUACAACAGUUGGUUCGGGCAACAUUUUACCAAGAACUGUAUGGGGUCGUGUAUUCUCUAUGCUGUACAUAACGAUCGGAUUUUUCAUCAUGUUAGUCUAUCUGGCGGUGGUGGGCGACUACUUGGCCAACCCUUUCCGUCGAUUUUACACUUUUAUAUCUUGUAACAACGCUACGAAAAAAACUGCCUCUAAAUCGGUAACGAAGUGCUCGGUACCGAAUUGCAAUAAAACGACGACCGUGUACCACGAUCAAUCUUCCAGCAUACCAGUUUGGCUAGCCGCUCUGGUGUUAAUUACUUAUAUUACCAGCGGCGCUUUGACAUUUAAUUUGAUCGAGAAAUGGACUAUAUUAGACAGCUGGUAUUUCUGUUUCAUGAGUUUGGUGACCAUUGGUUUCGGUGGUUUUACGCCCGGUCGUAUGGAGAGUAUUUCGAUGAUCGCGACGUCGGCGUACAUAUUAAUUGGAAUGGCUUUAUUAUCAAUGUGCUUUAAUUUAAUUCAAACGGACGUGGUUUUGUUUUUUAGAAACCUAUAUUUGUGGUCGGAGCGCGAAGACGCGAUGAAUUUAUUAUCAUUGACCCGUAGUAUGCCGUCUUGACAAGAAGACUACGGCUUCGGUUUCGAUACUGAAGUAUCCACCAUACACAAUACCAAACAUGUUAAUUUUCGCGAUAACAAACUGUAUAACAGUUUACCUAGAUCAUUUGAAAAAAACGACCUUACCCAGAGUACAUUUCGUAGAUCAGAACCGGCCAGGAAAUCUCUGGAGAGUGGAGCAGCUGCUAUUCAGGAAAAUAAAAUAUAUCUAAAAAGCGAAAUACAUUUAAGUGAUAUCCCACCUUUACCGGAAUCGGUACUUAAUAGAGGUAAAAUUGUAAAUAAGGGUAAAAAUUUAGCCAAUAGAUUUUCUUCGACCAGAAUCAACAUCGAAGAUACGUUUAUUUGACAAAUAGUUUGGUAUUUAUUCGACCGUUAUUUUUAUUUAUCGUUUUAAAAAACGCGUUUACUCAAGUAACCAAAGAUGACAGUGUGAUAUGCUUUACGUAAUCUGUAUUUGUAUAAAUGUUAAUUAUUAUUCUAACGUGUACCUUUUAUUUUCGAGUUUUUAUUUCCAAUUUUUUUUUCGCCUGUUUGUAAAUAUUAUGCGAAAUAAUUCUUCUCCUUUUUUCAAUAAAAAAUAUACGUAUAUGAACGUUUUACUAGGUAUUUGUUCAAUAUGUCUUUGAAUUACCGAUUAAAUUGCUCCGAGUU